AUGGUCAACUGGGUUCCCUUUGUCGCCGUACCGGCCGUGGCCGUGCUCGGUUUCGUUCUCAGGGCCACUUGGCCAAUGGCCCAGCAGCUACCCAAGGCCACCGUGGUCGAGACGUCAAAGCAACUGAACGAGCACAUCUGCUCCAUCCACCACAGGGUCCAAGCAUACACCAUGUCAUCUGAGGUGCAAACGCUAUACGAGUUUAUCGGCGUCACCAACCCAUCACCGUCAACAUCUAGUGCAAUUGUUGAACAGAGGCUCUGGAAAGCCUGGGCUACAUACGUCAACAAGAACAAGGCCAGAUCAAGCGCAGCUAUUACCGAGAAGGACAUACUUGUUGUGGCCAUUAUCAAACUGCUCCUGACGGAUCCCCAGGCGCGUGCCCACUACAAUGAGAUGGUUCUAGAGCCUUUGCUUCAGGCUUCGGAUCGGCCAGUCUCUUUGAGAUCCAUCUGCGGCCGGCACUGGGAGGCUCUCGUCAAAAACGGACACAGACGGUGA
Messenger RNA from Colletotrichum graminicola M1.001, 501 nucleotides. RefSeq lists its product as uncharacterized. Lineage: Eukaryota; Fungi; Ascomycota; Sordariomycetes; Glomerellales; Glomerellaceae. The coding region runs from base 1 to 501 and encodes 166 amino acids. The record is from RefSeq and is a predicted model, not a curated record. The transcript has 2 exons.